Gilbertella persicaria is the source of this 2385-nucleotide messenger RNA. Its product is annotated as chondroitin AC/alginate lyase. Gene Ontology annotation, molecular function: lyase activity; carbohydrate binding. Bases 29 to 2281 code for a protein of 750 amino acids. The transcript has 5 exons. Lineage: Eukaryota; Fungi; Mucoromycota; Mucoromycetes; Mucorales; Choanephoraceae. Gene Ontology annotation, biological process: carbohydrate metabolic process. The record is from RefSeq and is a predicted model, not a curated record. Gene Ontology annotation, cellular component: extracellular region.
UCACUUUUUCUUUAAUCCUUUUCUUUUCAUGAUAAUGCGAUCCAUUGUAGUCAUCGCAAUCUCUCUAUUUAUUUGUUCAGUCCAUGCCAUUAGCACCCCUACUACAGAUGAUAUGAAUACCUUGACUUCUCGUCGUAUUGAGCGUAUUUCCCAAGACAAUGCUGCCAAUAGUACUACGACAUUGAACAAAUGGAAAGCAACAUUCCAAUCAAACGGAACUUGGUCUGAUAUUAACAUGACAUCUGGCUGCGGAUCUAGAAUUGCAAAUUGGCCAGCUAUUGAACAUUUAGCUCGAGCAUUAUCUUUUGCCGUCUCCUACACAAAAACGUUAAGUGAUACAAUGCUCCAGAACUCACUAUCCGCUCUGGAUUACUGGUUCGAAAAUGACUUUACAGAGCACGACUGUAUAGAAAAUGGCGGAGUUGCUACAAAGAAUUGUCCUUGUGGGACACCUGGUUUAUGGAAUAAGAACUGGUACAACCAAUUAAUCGCUAUUCCUCGCCUGGUUGGCAAUACUUGCUUAUUGCUUCGGGAUCAACUGAGCGAGGAUCAAACAAAGAGUUGUAUCACCAUUCAGUCACGUGCUUUUGCUAAAGUUACUUCCUUGACUCAAGCUAUCAGUUCUUUGACAGGUGCAAACUUACUUGAUGUCUCUAAUGUGGGCGUAACUCUUUCCUUAUUUAAAAAAGAUACCGACUUACUUAAAACUGCACUGGAUGCAUUUUAUGACGGUGUCUCUAUUAGCAAGACUGUUGCUGGUGAUGGUAUCCAAGCUGACGGUUCAUUUAUUCAACAUGCAGGCAUUCUUUAUAACGCUAACUAUGGAAAGGACUAUAUCAAUGAUGUUUUAGCUGUCUUUACAGAGACAUUAGAUACAAACAUUGGCCCAAGUGAUUCAGCCCUAGAAGCCUUUAAAACUUUAAUGAGUGGUACCGAAUGGAUGAUUGUAGCUGACACAAAACUCAAGCAAAUCCUGUGGCAAUAUAGUGCCAUGGGCCGUAUGGUCUCCUUCAAGUAUGCUGACAAACAAUCCAGUGGCGGUGUUGCCAUCGACUUGGACAAGAUCAAACAGAGUGCCAAGGGCGCAGAUACGGAGGAACAAAUGGCCGAAAUCACAGACCGCUUAAAGGCUCCUUCUACAGAAGAUGCAAAUCAAGGCAAUCUUGUUGGUACUCGUUACUUUUAUAACUCUGAUUAUAUGGUCCAUCGUACACCUGACUAUGUUACUACUUUUAAGAUGUAUUCGAGCCGUACAAUUAACUCUGAAUGUCUCAACGUUCAAAAUUCCCUUGGCUUUCAUCUUAGUGAUGGUGCACUCUACAACUAUUUGAGUGGCGAUGAAUACUUGGAUACCUUUUCUGGAUGGAGCUGGGAGCUUGUACCCGGUACUACUGUUGAUAUUGAAGGUACACCUCUAAAGUGUUCUACUGUCAAAAACAAAGGCAAGAAGAAGUUCGUCGGUGGUGCCACAGAUGAAAAUAUGGGAAUCGCUGUCAUGGACUAUCUCAAUCCCAUCAAUGGUAAUUUGGCUUUUAAGAAGACAGUCUUUUUCUUCCCCAGUGGUUAUGCUAUUCAAAUAGGCCCUACUAUCUCCAAAAACACUACAGCACAAUUAGUUACUGUACUUGAUCAACGUCGUCGCAAUGGCGAUAUCUACGUGUCCGGAAAACUCAGAAAUACCCUCACCACUUAUUCCGUCCCUGAUACCAAUUACAUCUGGCAUGACAGUAUUGGUUAUUAUUUCCCUACUGCCGAAGAGGUUUAUGUCGACUCUAAGCCUAGAUAUUCAGACUGGAGUGCAAUUGGUAUUUCUGAAGGAAUCGAUCCUCAACAAUUGUGGACCUCCUAUAUCAAGCACCCUAAACGAAAUACAACAGGACUUUUAACUCAAUACAUUGUUCAACCUGGCAUUUCUGAAUCUACAUUCAAUUCCAACGCUGCUGAUGGAAAGGUCCCUAUUUCUUUGGCUUUUCACGCUAGCUCUCCCCAAGUCAAUGCCGCUUACAGUUCUGCUGAUAAAACUAUCGCAGCUGCUUUCUGGACAGCUGGUUCAUACCAAACGCCUUGGGAAUCGACUACCAUCCAAACAGAUAAACCUUGCGUUGUAUUGAUCCACCAAAUUGAUACCAACAAGUACAGAAUCACUGUUGCUGAACCAACACAAUCGCUGGCAUCUGUCAAGCUGACUCUUACGAUUGGUAAUACCACUCAAACCGCAACGUUCACUUUACCAACAGAAAAUAUGGCCGGAAGCACAGUUGUAAAAACACUUACUUUUUAAGCUGCAAUCAAUGUAUUUAGCACAAAAAAAACUUAAACCUUAGUAUAUAGAGCAUAUCUGCAUUUCUAAUUUUAAAUAAACAGUUGAGCAUCACAAAAAUUAAA